UUUCGUCGACGUUGUUUUAGCGCAUAACUGCCUGCGAUCUGUGUUGUGAAAGAUACGCCGUGUUUGUCGAACCAACACUUGGACUCCGCUCCGUGUUUUAUUACAACCCGCUAGUUUUAAGAGAACGGCAAGGAAAACAAACAGGUCGACAGAAGAAAGAUAUCGGUUGCCGGUCGGUCGGACUGAGAGGUUGUCUAGCGUAGAAUCGCACACGUUGUAACGGUGCACUGGUCGCAUGUCUUAACGAUGCACGUUCACGGCCGCGCGGCUUUGCAUGAACGCGGAACAAAUGGUGAAAUAUGUGGAUGCGCUCCAGAGCUGUGAAAAUGUUGGCGUAUUAUUCUCAUGUUCGGCCCAUAUUGUUGAUUAUGAUGUUUACAGAGCUCGCGCUCGGUUCGUUCGGGGUUUGUCAACGUGACAUUUGUUAUUUUUAAAACGACAUUAUUGUGCAGCGGGCGAACUGAUUAGACUUUGGGCAUUUGGGGAUAUCGUUGCUACAAAAACUAUGCAUACGCGGCGGCUCGUGAAGCGCUCCGUCAUUGGGAGCCGCGUGUAUGCGCCGGGUCUACCGGGAGACGCGGCACCGCUCACGGGAGUCAUCCAGGCUGUCAAACAGGACAACACAGAUGCUGCAACCGGCCAUCGGCGCAACGUGUACACUGUGCUUAUGCAAGACGGAAGCUUGAAAGAAUACUCCGAGGAAGAGAUCGCACAGAUGACUGCGAAAGGACCGCUGAAGUCGAGUUUGAAGAGCACCUGUAACGGUAGCCAGCGGGACGGGCCCACACAAGGCCAGAAUGGAGGUGUGCAGAGAGGAGAUGCCCCUUCCCUGAGCCCGGAGAACAUGGAGGAGCCACGGGUGCUGGAGCACAAGCGAAUGGGCCGGGCACUGGAGCUGGAGAAGGACCACACCCGCUCCGUUUCUCUGUUGGAACAGAAACGCAAGGUGGUCUCGUCCAGCAUCGAUGUACCACAAGCCAGAAAGUCAGAGGAGGAAGACAUGGACAAAGUGACAGCUGCCAUGGUGCUGACCAGCCUGUCCACUAGUCCUUUGGUGCGGAGUCCUCCUGUAAAGGUUAAUGAAGGCCUGAAUGGCUCUUGGAAGGAUGGAGGCUUCACCCCGUCCAGCUACAGCAGCAGUGGGUACUGGAGUUGGAGCGCACCCAGUGACCAGUCCAACCCCUCGACGCCGUCCCCGCCCCUGUCCGCUGAUAGCUUCAAACCCUUCCGCAUGCCCAGCCUCAACGGCCCACCGGACGACAACAUCGAUGAACAUGACGAGAACAGCUUGCUGUUUGACGAGCCCAUCCCCCGCAAACGCAAGAACUCCAUGAAGGUCAUGUUCAAGUGCCUGUGGAAGAACUGUGGGAAAGUCUUGAGCACAGCUGCUGGGAUCCAGAGGCACAUUCGAACCAUCCACCUCGGGCGUAAUUGUGACUCAGAGUGCAGUGAUGGUGAGGAAGAUUUCUACUACACAGAGAUUAAACUCAACACAGACUCUGUGGCGGACGGCCUGAGCAGUCUGUCUCCUGUUUCCCCAACUGUGCUGUCUCCCCCAACGGUCCUGGACCAGAGACAGCCGGACGGCACAAACGGGACGAAGAGUGAGAACAGCACCACCACCCCUCUCAGUCGCUCAGCUCCCAGUGCACUCUACUUAGUGCAUACAGACCACGCCUACCAGGCCACUGCCCCAGUCACCAUCCCCUCCACCAGCUCCACCGGCUUCACCCCCUCCAGCAACAGUUUCAGUAUCUCCUGGCAGUCCCCGCCUGUUACAUUCACUGGCACCUCUGCCUCACCCACUCACACUCGGACUCAGGGCUUCGGGGAACAGCGCUCUCAAACUAUUGCAGUGCUCUCAUCUCCCCCUCGAGCUGCAGGCUCACUCAGUAAGAAGUCCCGCGGUGAGGGGAAGAAGUGUCGUAAGGUGUACGGCAUGGAGAACAGAGACAUGUGGUGCACUGCCUGUCGCUGGAAGAAAGCCUGCCAGAGAUUUGUGGACUGAAACAGCUGUGAUAGCUGGGACAUGAAAAACUGGGCGGGCUUCCUUUGCAUGCAUAGCAUAAUUCAAAACUUCCCUUCUCUUUGUUACUGACCACAGCCCCACCCUGCCUCAUCUUGAACCUGCGUGGACCUGGGUUCAAACCCCAAUGCAUUCCCUCCAAACCCAAUGGACGCACUUCUGUCUCUUUUUGCAGAUUCCCAGCUCUCCCUUUGAGGCGAGUUGCUUUACACUGCAACAAAAAAAAAAAGCAAGAAAGUAAAAACUGUUAUGUGUUCCAUCUCUCUUUGUUUGUUUUUGAUGUACUGCUCAUUAACGUUCUUGUCAGUUUCUGAAGGACCAGCAAUGGCAGGAUCAGCCCCUGUCCAAGCUCCUUUUAAAAGAGAAGAAAGCUCAUUUUGAGACUUUGGGAGUGCUAUAAAACUGAACAGGGGAGUGUUUCUUUUUCUAUGGGCACUUCCACUUUUUUCCUGCUCAUUUUUCUAAAGGUUAAGUGUUGGACAGGCAGAAAACCCAGUUUUAGCCCUGUCUCUUUAAAGAAUGUAACGCCACAGGGGUUCGUUUUAAGAAAUCAAGGGUGACUGGACAGCUCCCUCGAGUGGGAAUUCAUCAAUGCAAAAAAUACAAGGUAUGGGAGGCCAAAUGGAUGAAAAAGACUUUCAACUACCCCUUUUAGCUGUACUGUCACGAGCAAUUUCUCCUACAACUGAGAGAUUUUAUAUCUCUGGUUUUAUAUGUGUGUUUACCAAUAGGACAUUUUGUUCAGGGAUGCGUCAGUACAAGCAAAACCAGCAGUUAAGAUUUAAGCAGAGAACUCAGUGUUUUUUGUCAUAGGAAUUGCUACCAAAAAGGGGUUUUUUUACAUGCCAUUUCCUCCUCCAUUUUUUUUUUUUUUUUGUUUGUGUGUAUAUCUGACUUCUACACAAUAAAGUAUAAAGACUACGUUCCUUAAAAUCCAACGGCAUAGACUCGCAUCAAAGCUGACGGCAGAACCGGCUGUAAAAAACAUCUGUUCAGGCAACGCAACCCUCAUUCCCACCAGACUGCAUGAGCAGGAAUUAAACUGCAUUCAUACGAGAGCCAUACAUUAAUCGACAGUUUCACAAUGCAGUUGUCUAGAGAGGGUCGACCGUUUUCAACAAAAAAGCUGCCGCAUGCCUGAGCAGCGAGUGUUAAAACUCUGCAAAAUGCUUCAUUUUAGCUCCGACAGGUGAAGAGCUCUUUUCCUCUCGCCUUUUUUCCCUGACCUCACAGGUUCAAGUAAGAAGUAAUAAAAAUAACAAAUACCACAUCCACUCCAGUGCAGAUUAACCAACCGCAGGAGAUCAACAAGCUGGAUGCACUCAAGUGUGGUUUUGUUAUUCUUGAGAAGUUGUUACAGUACACUGGUCAUGUAAGGAUGGACGUCUUUUCACGAUGGGCUUUUUCGCAUGCUGCAAAGGAUGACCAGGAUGGAGUAAAGAUUACUUAUUUAGUCCAGCGUGAUGUCACCACAGAGAUGUAUCAUUUGGUUUUGCAGCUCAGCUCAGUUGGCAAUAGUAAUCUGGCACUGUAAAUGUGGCUCUGAUACACAAGUAUAUGACACCGUCUACAUAAUACCAACACCAGCUUGUUAACUUAUACACAUGCAAACACAACAGCACUUAUUGUGGUCAGUUCAUUGUCUGUCACAUGAUUCCUCUCUUAUUCACUGUCCAUAUUAUGUUUAUAUAAGUAUAUACAUGUAUACAUGCACUUCCAACAACUUGGUUUUAUUGGUAAAACAGAGAAAGGCUUUGUUCACACUGCACACAAAUUUUGCACUGUAGUUUUGCAAGUGAAGAAAUCUAAUCUGUUCAUUUAUAUGGCAUAGUCAAUAUCUGGUGUACCUUGCCAUAGUAAUGAUGUAAGCAUCAUUUUUAUGGUGAAUGACUUUUUCGCAUACAACUGACCUGCUUGUUUUGUGUUAAAUGCGUGUCACGUCCCAAUUGACGAAUAAAACUACUUGAAAUCCGA
This is a messenger RNA of Myxocyprinus asiaticus (Chinese sucker), 4000 nucleotides long. Its product is annotated as zinc finger protein 704-like. Gene Ontology annotation, biological process: regulation of transcription by RNA polymerase II. Gene Ontology annotation, molecular function: RNA polymerase II cis-regulatory region sequence-specific DNA binding; DNA-binding transcription factor activity. The transcript has 9 exons. Lineage: Eukaryota; Metazoa; Chordata; Actinopteri; Cypriniformes; Catostomidae. Bases 506 to 2008 code for a protein of 500 amino acids. The record is from RefSeq and is a predicted model, not a curated record. Gene Ontology annotation, cellular component: nucleus.